AUGCUGAUUGAAGGGGACCGUCGAGAUGAAGUAGGGCUCGAUCGGCAGAUGCACGUAAACAGGUGCGGUUGGGCUGGAUUAGUGAGUAUAGCUCGCGUCAUCAUUGGCAAGGCCGUCAUUCAGGAAAUUCUGAGCAAGAAUUUGGUCGAGCAGUGCAAAUCCUCGCUCACCAACUUCAGUACUUAUAUCGCUCUUGAUACAAUUGACUCGGCUGCUUUCGUCAAGGCUAUGAAGUUGAAGGCAAUCAAAAUCGGUACCUGUGGUGUUAAUACGGUACGCCUUCGGCCCAUGCUCAUCUUUGAAGAGCAUCAU
Molecule: messenger RNA, 312 nt
Organism: Clonostachys rhizophaga
Lineage: Eukaryota; Fungi; Ascomycota; Sordariomycetes; Hypocreales; Bionectriaceae
Source: the annotation of a GenBank genome assembly